AUCUGCGCAUGCUCAUUCAUUGUCUUUGGAGAUUGCUGUUUUGUGGACUGAAUGGCAGCUAAGUUACUGGCAGCAUGAGGACAUAGCGCAGAGUUUAGUAUUGACUCUCACUGAGAUACCAUGACCCAUUUCUUUAGUCGUAAGUAGACAGUUACCGUUCGCUCAGCUAAAGCUAGCUCAUCUCGUGUUUAUCCGCCGGCUUUUACACACAAGUGCUCGGAGAAAUGCAGAGAAUAAGGUCUUUGAAAACCGGUUGGCAGCUACUGAAAUCAAGCUGUGAGGGAGCAGCAAAACAAGUAAACACUUCGCCUUCGACCUCACGAAAUCAUAGCCAUGGCUCCAGCUCUUUCGGGCUCCUCUUUGACAUCGAUGGGGUGCUGGUGCGGGGCAGGACGCCGAUCCCUGCAGCCAAGCAGUGCUUCAGGGACCUGGUGGACAGCAAUGGGAAAUACAAGGUGCCUGUGGUGUUUGUCACCAAUGCUGGGAACUGCAUGAGGCAGGCCAAAGCUGAGCAUCUGUCACAUCUGCUCGAGGUGGAGGUUUCUCCAGACCAGGUGAUGCUGUCCCACAGUCCUUUGCGAAUGUUUACCCAGUUCCACAAAAUGCGUGUGCUGGUGUCGGGACAGGGUCCUGUGGAGGAGGUCGCUCACAACCUGGGCUUUCAGAAUGUUGUUACUGUAGACAUGCUCAGGGAAGCGUAUCCUCUUCUGGAUGUCGUAGAUCACAACAGAAGGCCCAAAGACAGUAUUCCCCCCACCAAAGGCUUAUGGCCAAUAGACGCUGUCAUCUUAUUUGGUGAACCAAUCAGAUGGGAGACCAACCUCCAGCUUAUCCUUGAUGUGCUCCUGACGAAUGGGAACCCAGACAAUGCCUGGAGUUCGAUGCGGUACCCUCACAUCCCAGUCCUGGCCUGUAACAUGGACCUGCUGUGGAUGGCCGAGGCGAAGAAUCCCAGGUUUGGUCACGGUAUGUUUCUGGUGAGCUUAGAGAGCCUGUACAAGAAGGUCACUGGCUACGAGCUGAAGUACGAGGCUCUGAUCGGUAAACCUAGUGUGGUGACUUAUAACUACGCUGAGCUGCUGAUUAGACAGCAGGCCGAGAGACUUGGCUGGACCACACCUGUGAAGAGGCUGUACGCUAUAGGUGAUAACCCCAUGGCCGACGUAUACGGCGCCAACCUCUACAACCACUACCUUCAGGCUUCUCGCCGCACCAAGGCCCAGAUGCAGGCCAAGAGUCGCGGAGGAGGUGUAGAUCCCUUGGCAGAAGCUGCUGAUGCACCAAAAAUGACAUCAGCCGAACUAGGCGGAGCGUCAGCUGAGUACGGGGCAGAGGAGGACCUCCCCGAGGGCUGCAGCUCCAUCCUGGUGUGCACAGGGGUGUACAGCAGAGACCGGCAGGAGCUGCCCUCGGACCCGGCGCACACUGUCACGGAGCAGCACAUCUUCCACGGUCACAGGGACUUCCGCUUUGACCCCAGCCUCACGCAGCCGUCCUUCGUGGUGGAGGAUGUGAAGGAGGCGGUGGAGCUGGUGUUUCAGCAGGAAGGCUGGCCUCUAGAGUAGGACGGUAAGUGGCCCUCAAACUCUGGCUUCAUCUCCCAGCCGUCCGUUAAACAGCUCUAGCGACCCUUAACUGGUAGUAGCGGAAGAUUUAUGAGCUUCAUUUUUUUAAUCCAUGCCCCUGAUGUAGCCGUUUCAGGGGCUUCUUCUUAGAGAUUUUGAAUAAAGUGCCAUAGAAUCAGCUGCAAAAAACCCAAUAUGCAGUUUUAACACUAAUUAUAAGUAGGAUUAGGCAUCGAGAACCGAUUCCUACUUGGAAUCGUUUCAAAAGUUACGAUUCCAGCAGAAUCGUUUCCUUAUCGGAAUUGUUUAGAGGAUUUGGUUUCAAAUCCAAUCAUUUUCAUAUGCGCAAGUUUCGGUUUCCGAAGCGGCCAGGCGCUUGUUGUGUCGCAGCCUUGGAGCACGGUAAGCAGCGCUCUAGUCUGGCUUUAUUUUACACUUAAAAAGCCCUGUAAAACGGCAAACCCCCAUUGAAUCCAAAUAAAACUUUCCUCUUAUUUGUGAAAAUAGGCAUGUGACCCAUUUCAACUCCACCCCUCAAAGAAUCGAUAAGAACCGCAAUCGAAAGGAGGAAUCGGAAUUGGAAUCAGAAUUGUUAAUAUCCAAACGAUGCCCAACCCUAAUUAUAGGGAGCCAAGUUCAUUAAGUGGGACGUGUGUCCUUUCUUGCCUUUGUACGACACAAUCUAUAUCUGCUUUUCUCUUUUUUUAACGCACAUCGAUUGUUAAGAAGUCUGGGUGUUGAGUUACAUGCAUUUUUACUACACUCAGACUUUUAUUGAGUAUCUGUAAGUUCAUGGAUGAGAGACAAUGUUCAAACAUAGUUAACACCUUAAAUGGAAAAAUGUUCAGAUUGAUCCAGAAAGAGCUGUAUAAAGACCCAUGUGCUGGCUCAUCUGUAACAUGACAUCUUGUCCAGAUAAAGAUGGAUUUUAUUCUUUGCACAACCGGCUACAUAACUGGCUCAUCUUGCCUUUCCAAAAUAUGCACCCCCCCCCACCCCACCCCACCAGGUCCUAACUAGACCAUAUCUGUUGUUUGUUUUUACUGCUGUCAUAUUUCAGAUUGUUUUUUUUUUGUUUGUUUUUUAAAUAGGGUGAAUGCAUAACCACUAAUGUUGAUGAGAUUAUGUUGCCAGGUUUCAUUAGUACCUUAACAGUUUUGAUUUUAGCCUCAAUUAUGAGUACGGUCAUUUUAUUUAAGUAUUAUUUUGUGGAAAAAGUACCACUGUUUCAUCAUAAAUUUAAAAAAGUGCUAUUCUUUUGUCAAAUUGUUAAAGCAAUAAAAAAUUUUUUAUGGAUGGUUAAUUUAAAUGUCUGUAAUAGAAGACUUUUGUGGGAGAAAAUGCGUACCUACAGUUGCAGCACCACUGAACAUGUCACAAGGUGCUGGUUUGUUAUAUUUGUAAAUGACAGGUGGAAUAAAGUAUGAUUUGCAAGUGA
Perca fluviatilis (European perch) is the source of this 3003-nucleotide messenger RNA. It is a transcript of the gene hdhd5, whose product is annotated as haloacid dehalogenase like hydrolase domain containing 5. Gene Ontology annotation, biological process: glycerophospholipid biosynthetic process. Gene Ontology annotation, cellular component: mitochondrion. The record is from RefSeq and is a predicted model, not a curated record. NCBI's taxonomy places the organism in Eukaryota, Metazoa, Chordata, Actinopteri, Perciformes, Percidae. The transcript is spliced from 8 exons. Bases 225 to 1565 code for a protein of 446 amino acids.